Molecule: messenger RNA, 1128 nt
Organism: Pseudovirgaria hyperparasitica
Lineage: Eukaryota; Fungi; Ascomycota; Dothideomycetes; Acrospermales; Acrospermaceae
Exons: 4
Coding region: 1-1128 (375 amino acids)
Source: RefSeq, a predicted model, not a curated record
AUGGAUGAGCUCCUGUCCCAAUUUCCUAUGCCACCACAGUCCAUCCGUGUUGCGCCUCCUAUUCCACCAAGCUUAUCGAAAAUCUCUGGAAAUGGCGUUGGAAAUAAUGAUCCGGCCACCACUAGUCACUCGACUCCACCAUCUACCCCAUCGCUGCCUUCGACUGCUGCAGUCGUCGAAAGUACCCUACUCGAGCAGUUCAGUUCGAAACACGAAGAUGUCCCAUUGGAGGUUUUCUUCCAGUUCUGUUACGGCCCACUUGAUGGGCUAGCUGGUGAGGGUGCGAGAUCACGCCAUGACGUUCUUGAACAUUUAUACCAACAGAGAAGCACCGGCAGUGGCUGGGAACAGCAAUAUCGCCUUGACAUCGAGCGACUAACGAAGAAAGCUCUCAUCAUAGCUCUGAGCCUCCAACACCGCAAGAUCCGAAAAUACUUGAAGGACAAAGCGUUGUCUGCAAACGACACUCCCGACCCUCAAGUUAUACUCAUAAGUCGUACUCGCAUUCUUUACAACGCCGAGCAUGUCGUCGGCCUCGAUGAUACCUCUCCUAUCUUCGUGGAGCUCGCGAGGCCGCACAUUAGUGCAAUGAUCUUCGAGCUGUCCCUCAAGGACCGACAUACAGUCAAGAUGUUUGCCGGUCCGGAUACAUCUGCUCACCUGCUUUCCGAAGUGUUUUCAGGAGUUACUGAUAAGCCAAUCACCAUAUUCCCUGGUAGUGCACCUUCAGAGCGCGUGUACGCCGAGAUGAACGCCAACGACGAGCUCCCUCUGCUCUGCCGCACCUUCGCAAAUCUGGGCUAUCCGUUCGAGUCGAUCCAUCAGAUGAUCUGGCUGGAGGCCACCGCGCUCAUCAAUUAUAGCACCCUUAUCGCCUUCCGCAACAUCCUCGUUUCAUAUACCCAGCAGAGCCUCCUCCGCAUUCUCUUCUCUCCUCAAACAAGCCCUCGCAACCGCCCUCGCCAUCCCAAUCUCCGCCCUCCAUCUCUCCAAAUCGGCCAACCUCCCAUGGGCACUCUCUGCAUAGGUCUCCAUGCGCGGCUUCGCCUCACCACCACUCGCCUCAUUGACGAUCCUGUGCCUCCUGCGCUCACUGCUGUACGAACAGAUGUGCGAGGACGAGGAUGA